AUGGGAAGCACUCCGUAUCCAGCCGGCGAGUGGAAGGGUAAGGGCCGAGGCGGCCUGCAAGAGCUGGGCUGCAUGCGCUGGAAGGUCAGCAAGCAGAAAGGAGGAGGAGGAGGAGGAGGGGAGGUGGUGGUGGGAGUGGGAGUGGGAGUGGAGGAGAGGAGGUGCCGGGAUCCCACGGAUUCUCAGCAGCAGCAGCAGCAGCAGGAUCUCUCAUCCUCCUCUUCCUCCCUCGCCCCUCCUCUGCCUCCUCAACCCUCUCUGACACCUCCAGCCAUUUAUCACGAGAAGCAGAGGAGGGAGCUGUGCGCCCUGCACGCGCUCAACAACGUCUUCCAGGACGGGACGGCCUUCAGUCGGGACACCCUGCAGGAGAUCUACCAGAGGCUUUCUCCCGGCACUCUGGUGACACCUCACAAGAAGAGCAUGCUGGGAAACGGGAACUAUGACGUAAACGUUAUCAUGGCAGCCCUGCAGACCCGAGGGUUCGAGGCAGUCUGGUGGGAUAAAAGAAGGGAUGUAGGCAGCAUCGAGCUGUCCAACGUGACGGGCUUCAUUCUGAACGUGCCAUCCAACCUGCGCUGGGGGCCUCUCCGGCUGCCGCUCAAGCGCCAGCACUGGAUAGGAGUCAGAGAGGUGGGCGGAGUCUACUACAACUUGGACUCCAAGCUGCGUAGCCCUCAAACCAUCGGCAACCCGGACGAGCUCAGGAAGUUUCUACGCCAGCAGCUGCGAGGGAAGAACUGUGAACUCCUAUUGGUGGUCUCAGAGGAAGUGGAGGCCCACCAAACAUGGCGGUCCGACGGCUGAGGGUUUAACCAGCCGAUCGCAGCGCCAAACCGGGCCCCAGGGGGCCAGUCACAGAAUGAACAGGAGAAGGAAGUAAAGUGAUGCACAGCCAAUCACAUGGAUGCACAGUUGCAGAUAUCCCCCUCCCCCCUACCUUUUUUGGGUUUUGUUUACACAGCCAUUGCUGGACUCUUAUGUGAGAGGACGCAAAGCAAUGACGGAAGCAAACACUUUAUAGGGAGAGUCAGAGAAUCACAGUCCUUUACUAUCAACACAGUUAAGACUUAUAAUACGUUACUAUUCUGUUUCUGCUAUUCUGUUUUUAUAUAUAUUGACUAUUUUUCAAUGUCGGUUUUGAUUUUUGAUUUUUUUUUUUUUUUUACUGUUCAAGUUUCCAAAGUCGUGGGAGCUCAAUGCUGUGUUUAUCUGCCGCCUCCCUCAGUGGUCCUCCCUGCUACAGUCAUGAUGGUCACCGACGCGUCUUCGUGUUUCUGUCCCUCCCUUCGCGUCGUGAAUGUCUCCGUUAACCCCCCCGUCCCAUCCUUCACUUUCACCAAAGCGUGCCCUUUCUUGCCUCUGGUAUGACUCCAUCUCACUCCUCCUCCUCCUCCUCGGCCCCCUCUUCAUAUCACAGGUCAAACAAAAUCAGUGAUUUCUCAUGUUGCCAACUUUGUAUUCCAUCCCCUUACCAAACACGUUGUGGCACAGUGUGAGCCUGUACUGUACCGGGGCUGUGCAGACGCAACAGGUUUAUAUGCAACGAAGCAAUGCAACGCCCGGGCCGAGCACUCCAUCUGGUGGAUGCUUGCCUCCGUUUCAUUUCAAGGAAAAAGUAACGGCAUCAUUCAUCCAGCUUUUUUUGUUAUUGUUCAAAUAAUUACUUGGUGGUAAUGAAGAGCGCUUGUCCUCGAGGAAAUAAUACAAAACCAAAGUCUAUCAUCUCUGAGUAGAAUAAUACUGUAUCAUUAUAUGAUGUACCAAUCAGAUUAGGGUGAUAAGAAAACCUGCUGUCUAAAUUAUUCAUCAAAAUCAAACAUUACAGAAAUUACAGGAAUUGGCCGUGACUUGGUAUUUAACCAAGUUCAGCUUCAGUUCAUUUUUGGACUUUGGAAAAAAAACAGUCGACAAAACCGUCUCAACUCAAAGUGUACUUACUAGAUUGUUCCGGAGCUUUCGACCGCAUCACACGGUCCUCAUCAGCAGACUAAGGACUCUAUGAUAAGGUCCAAAACUCCAGAUCAGUUUAUCUUGUCAAUUAUAAUCUGACUAGUUAAUGAGUUAAUGUUGCAUAUUGUCAUAUCAAUGUAAAGAAAGAUUGUUUAAUUUGUCCUCAUCACCCACAGUAGACAAAAUAAGGAUGCACCACAGGGGAUGAUGAUAUUUAUUCAUUUUUAUUUCAUAUUUAAUGGCUUCACCCUGGUCCAAAGGGCCACCACCACAGCAGCCCUCUGUAGCACAGGAGCUGAGCGGAUACAGGCCUCCUCCUCUGAGAGGGCGUCACAGACGGUCAGCGAGGGGUCCGUAACGUGUGAGCUGUCAGUCUGAGGAGAAGGUUUUGAAGGUCGGUCGAUCGAAGGGAAGUUGUCCAGUUUGAGAAGGAGGGGAAACGGAGCGCAGUGUGCCUCGGGUAGAGAAUACCGUAGAGAAGAAAACGUGGAAAGAAAAGUAAAGAAAAGUCGCCGAGCUGGCUAGUGAGCGCAUCUCCAGCCAAGAGGUGUGUUGUGGUUGAUUGUUUUUGAAACGAGCCUGUUGAGAGAUUUUGUAGCUUUCAAAUCUAUCAGCUUAAGAGGAACUGUUGAUACUGUAGGUAUUGUCUCUUCAAGACGAUAUUGGCCUUAACUUGUUUACAUAAAAGAAAAAAAAGAUAUUUGUUCCUCUGAAAGGUGAAGAGGGGAGCUGUGCAGUUUGAUGCCAUUUCAAGAGAUUUAAUCCAAAGCACCAAUUUAUCGUAUAUAGAAGAGAAACGGCUGAAGCUCAUUGAGUAGAAUUUGUUCACUUUGGCAGCCAAGGGCUUUACGUUAUUUACAGGUGUUUGAAAUACUAUGAUUUUAUACAGAUGUUUUUUUCAAUGGUGCAUGUCUUAUUUAGGAAUGACACACUUCGAUUCCAGCCCAAUCUGUAGACCUUUUUUAAUGUCAUAUUAUAACUAAGUGAGCCUGCAUCGAAACAUCUGUCGCUACUUUGCUGAGAUUCUUUGGACCCGAUCGCAUCAUGACGAGUGUCUCACAAUCACAUUCAAUGUGUGCUGGUUCUGCCAUGACAAUCCAUCCUGCCCCUCCUACUUGAGGAAAUCCUGAUUGUCACUGUGUUUUUUGUUGUUUUUUUUGCAUAGAAAUAAAAUGCUUUUCAUGGCACUUUAUGUAUAA
Messenger RNA from Anarrhichthys ocellatus (wolf-eel), 3152 nucleotides. RefSeq names its product Josephin domain containing 1 (gene josd1). The transcript has 4 exons. Gene Ontology annotation, biological process: protein deubiquitination. Bases 1 to 807 code for a protein of 268 amino acids. Gene Ontology annotation, molecular function: cysteine-type deubiquitinase activity. Lineage: Eukaryota; Metazoa; Chordata; Actinopteri; Perciformes; Anarhichadidae. The record is from RefSeq and is a predicted model, not a curated record.